AUGGAAAACAAUCUGGACCAGACAACCCUAGACACCAUCUCGCUGCUAGAGGCGCGACUGCGACGAAUCGAACACAUCCUCUACGGCCCAACAACUGCCCCGACCGAACCACCCCAAGAGUCGGCGAUAACCUCCCUCGCUGAGCUCGAGCGUCGCUUCAACCAGCUCCUCCACCGCUUCCACAAAUCCCACCCAACGCUCUUCCAACCCCCCACCGCAACCGACGCGCUCCCACCGACACAACUGCCCCCGGACGCGGUGCGCGCGACGGUCCUCGCCUACGCGUCCGCCUUCCCCACGGUCGCGUCCUCCCUGACAGCGGCGACGGCCGACUCGCCGAUCCCCGACGCAAGACAGAGCGCCGCGCUCGCCGCGCUGGGCCCGCGCAUGCGCGGCGCCGCCGCCCUGCAGCACGCCCAGGCGCGCGAGAUGUCGGAGCUGCGCGCCCGGAGCGAGGUCGCCGUGCGCGCGUGGUAUGAGGGCGGCGUGCUGAGAUAUGGCAUGGUGCUGGCGGAUGUGGAGGGGCGGUUAGAGCGUGUGGAUAGGGGCGUGAGGAGGGUGGCGAAGGGGAGGGUGGAGGAGGAGAAGAUUUGA
Chaetomium globosum CBS 148.51 is the source of this 594-nucleotide messenger RNA. RefSeq lists its product as uncharacterized. The record is from RefSeq and is a predicted model, not a curated record. The coding region runs from base 1 to 594 and encodes 197 amino acids. NCBI's taxonomy places the organism in Eukaryota, Fungi, Ascomycota, Sordariomycetes, Sordariales, Chaetomiaceae. The transcript is spliced from 2 exons.